UGCACUAUAUAUCUCUCUCCACCAAAACCACACUAACAUACAAGCCCAUAAUCAUAUACAACCAGCAACAACAAACAAAGAAUCAAGUUUAGAAAGAAAAAUAUGCUUUAUCCUGAUCAGAACAGAAGCAUUAGCAUUCUUAUGCUUCCAUGGUUAGGUCACGGCCAUAUUUCUCCCUUCCUAGAGCUAGCCAAGAAACUCACCAGCCACAGAGAUUUUCACAUCUUCAUUUGCUCCACACCUGUUAAUCUCAGCUCCAUCAAGCCCAAACUACCCAAGAAAUACUCUCACUUCAUUGAGUUUGUGGAACUUCAUCUUCCACACGAUGAGUUGCCACCUCACUACCACACCACCAAUGGCCUCCCACCCCAUCUCAUGCCCACUCUCAAAAAAGCCUUCGACAUGUCCAGCGAUAACUUCUCCCACAUCCUCAAAACCCUAAAACCAGAUUUGCUCAUAUAUGAUUUUCUCCAGCCAUGGGCACCGUCCCUAGCUUUGUCGCACAACAUUCCGGCCGUCGAGUUCACCACCACCAGUGCUGCCUCGAUGUCACUUUUUCUUCACCAUCACAAGAACCCUAAUGUUCAAUUCCCUUAUCCUUCCAUCUAUCUUCGGGAUUACGAAACUAAGGAGCUCAGCAAUCUACUAGAAUCUUCAGCAAAUGGCAUCACGAACGUAGAACGCGUACUACUGUGCAGUGAUCUGUCUCGUAACAUCAUUUUGGUAAAGACUUCUGGAGAGAUUGAAUCAAAGUGUGUUGAUUAUCUCUCCCAGUUAACGGAGAAGAAGAUUGUGCCCGUCGGUUCACUUGUUCAAGACCCAAUGGAUCAACAACUAGAUGAGGAAUCGUCGAUCAUCAAAUGGCUAAACGAAAGGGAAAGAGCUUCAGUCGUGUUUGUGUCCUUCGGGAGCGAGUACUUUUUGUCCAAGGAGGAAAUACAAGAGAUAGCUCUUGGAUUGGAGCUUAGCCAAGUGAGUUUCAUUUGGGUUAUUAGGUUUCCUAAGGAAGAUAAAAGUACUAGGGUUGAAGAUGUUUUGCCAAAAGGGUUUAGGGAGAGGGUAGGAGAGAGGGGAAUGAUAGUGGACGAUUGGACCCCACAGGCAAAAAUAUUGAAGCAUUCUAGUGUUGGUGGGUUUGUGAGUCACUGUGGAUGGAGCUCGGUGUUGGAGAGCAUCAAGUUUGGUGUUCCGAUUAUAGCCAUGCCUAUGCAACUUGACCAGCCAGUAAACGCCAGACUGGUGGUGGAGGUUGGCGUUGGUGUGGAGGUUAUAAGAACCGGCGGAGGAGGUAGUUUGCAACGGGAAGAGGUGGCGAAGGUGAUCAGAGAUGUGGUGGUGGAGAAAAUUGGAGAGGGUGUGAUGAUAAAGGCAUUCGAAUUAAGAGACAACAUGAAGAAGAAAGAUGAUGAAGAGAUGGACAGGGUGGUGGAGGAGUUGAUGCAACUUUGUACGGCGACGACAAGGGAAUCAAUUAGUAACUACUUUUAAGCGAGAGAUCGAUGUCUGAGACUUGCAAAUAAUGAUUCUUAUGAUUUUGAAUGCUCUCGUCAGUGUAUCAUGUCUAAUUUUUAAAAUCGUGUUUGUAUAUGUUCUUGAUCAUUUAAUCAUUAUAAUGAUUUCUAAUGGACUAUGUAUCUGUAUGUCUGGACGCUCACAUCUGUGUAUACAUGUGUUUGAUAAAACAACAU
Molecule: messenger RNA, 1688 nt
Organism: Pyrus x bretschneideri (Chinese white pear)
Lineage: Eukaryota; Viridiplantae; Streptophyta; Magnoliopsida; Rosales; Rosaceae
Product: UDP-glucosyltransferase 29-like
Exons: 1
Coding region: 103-1488 (461 amino acids)
Molecular function (GO): UDP-glycosyltransferase activity
Source: RefSeq, a predicted model, not a curated record